UUUUUUUUUAUAUCAUCCCUUCGCCUUUUCAUGAGACACUUCCAAACCUACGUACCUGUCCUUCUGCAGGAUAGUAGCCCUGCCCUGAAUCCGAUCCCACCACCGGGCACUGGGAAGAGUUUAGCAUAAGGAUUUCUUUUAAAACCCAAUAUGACAGUUGCUACCGGAGAUCCUGCAGAUGAAGCUGCAGCUCUUCCCGGUCACCCGCAGGACACGUAUAACCCUGAGACCGACCAUGAAUGCUGCGAGAGGGUGGUCAUUAAUAUUUCGGGUCUGCGCUUUGAGACACAGCUCAAGACACUAGCCCAGUUUCCAGAGACCUUACUAGGGGAUCCUAAAAAGAGAAUGAGGUAUUUUGACCCGCUCCGGAAUGAGUAUUUCUUUGAUCGGAACAGACCCAGCUUCGAUGCAAUUUUGUACUAUUACCAGUCUGGUGGGAGGUUGCGGAGGCCGGUUAAUGUGCCCUUAGAUAUCUUCUCGGAAGAGAUUCGUUUCUAUGAACUGGGGGAAGAAGCGAUGGAGAUGUUUCGGGAGGAUGAAGGCUACAUCAAAGAAGAGGAAAGACCGUUGCCUGAGAACGAGUUUCAGAGACAAGUGUGGUUGCUCUUUGAGUACCCUGAGAGCUCAGGCCCUGCCAGGAUUAUAGCUAUUGUCUCUGUCAUGGUGAUUUUGAUCUCCAUCGUCAGCUUUUGCCUGGAAACUUUGCCCAUUUUUCGGGAUGAGAACGAAGACAUGCACGGCAGUGGGCUGAGCCAUCCCCCCUACUCCAACAGCAGUAUGGGGUACCAGCAGUCCACCUCUUUCACAGACCCCUUCUUCAUUGUGGAGACACUUUGCAUCAUCUGGUUCUCCUUCGAGUUCUUGGUGAGGUUUUUCGCCUGCCCCAGCAAGGCUGGAUUUUUUACCAACAUCAUGAACAUUAUAGACAUCGUAGCCAUCAUUCCCUAUUUCAUCACCUUGGGGACAGAGCUGGCUGAGAAGCCGGAGGACGGUCAGCAAGGCCAGCAAGCCAUGUCCUUGGCCAUCCUUCGAGUCAUCCGCUUGGUGCGGGUCUUCAGGAUCUUCAAACUCUCCCGACACUCCAAGGGGCUGCAGAUCCUGGGGCAGACUCUCAAGGCCAGCAUGCGGGAGCUGGGCCUCUUGAUAUUUUUCCUCUUCAUCGGCGUCAUCCUCUUCUCCAGCGCCGUCUACUUUGCUGAGGCCGACGAGAGCGAGUCCCAGUUCCCGAGCAUCCCCGAUGCCUUCUGGUGGGCCGUGGUUUCCAUGACGACUGUUGGCUACGGAGACAUGGUCCCCACAACCAUUGGGGGGAAAAUAGUGGGUUCCUUGUGUGCCAUCGCUGGCGUAUUAACGAUUGCCUUACCAGUGCCCGUCAUAGUGUCUAACUUCAAUUACUUCUACCACCGGGAGACGGAGGGAGAGGAGCAGGCUCAAUAUUUGCAAGUAACCAGCUGCCCAAAGAUCCCCUCUUCCCCUGACCUAAAGAAAAGCAGAAGUGCCUCUACUAUUAGUAAGUCUGAUUAUAUGGAGAUUCAGGAAGGCGUAAACAAUAGCAAUGAGGAUUUUAGGGAGGAGAACUUGAAGACAGCCAAUUGCACCCUAGCUAACACAAACUAUGUGAAUAUCACCAAAAUGCUAACCGAUGUCUAGUCGCUAAAAUCUAGUAACAUAUUUAAAGCUGAAGUGGAACAAUUGCAGAUAUUGAGUGCUGCUCUGCAUUGUAGUUAAUACAGUAUUUUCUACGGUGUAUAUUUGGUUCUGCAUGGGAAGCAAUAGCUGUGUAAGUGACUUUUAACCUUUGAUUUCCACACUGAAUAAGCGUUCGUGCAAAAAAAAAAAAACCAAACAACAAAACCCCAACCAACAAACCAUUUUGAUUCCCUUCUCCCAUCCCAGGCUUGCGGGUUUCCAAAGAUGCGGAGUGGUUGGGCAUUUCGAGCAAUGGGAUGGGGAUGCAGGGGGCAGCUCUGGGCCAUCCUGGGGUACCACGAAUGCUGGUCCCUGUCUCAUGGAGCCGGGUGAUCGCCAGCUUCCAGGCGUGGGGAAUGGCUGGGAAAGGUCAGGCAGAGCUUAAUGAAGGGAAGAUGCAGUCGUGUGUCCGAACUGCUUGAAGGCUCAGGUUUCCGCCCCGGGAAUGCCAAGUGCGAACGCAUCGCCCAGGCUCAUGUUUCAUAACUGAAAAUGCUGCAUGCUGCAAUAGUUUCAGCCACUGCAGUAUGCCAGUGUGAGGCCCAGGGGAGGGAUAAUUAGUAUGACGGCACAUUAUUUAUUAAGUCUUAAAUUUUCUAUGCUAGGCAUCGGGAGGGACGAGUAAAUAAAUCAAGAGCUUGGAUUUUAUUUAUUUAUUUAGGUGACACUUCCAUUACCAAUAUUUCCAGGAUCACCAAAGACACCUCCACUGACACAUUGAAAAUGAGUUGGAAAAAGCAUCUUUUUUAAUAUCUAUAUAUAAAACUGGAGCAACUAUGCUGUGGCCUAUAAUAUAUUUAUACUGCAGUGAAAUUUAACCAGUAAUACAGUACAGCUGCAUGGAUAUUUGUUGCAUGAAUCUGAAUAUUUAAUACACACACAAAUAUAUAUUUUCUUAGUAGACUAUACAAUAUUCAUGUUUAUAGUGUUUAUAGAUUCUCCAGUGGCUCGAAGGAGAUUCAUGGGAGUUAAAAAAAUCUCCAUUAUAUUUAAAAACUGGAUGGGGAAGGCAUGUGCUGACAGCAGUUUGAUAGAUAACAAGGCAAAGCCUGAGUGUCCGAGCAUCCAGACACGAGAGCCCACUAAUGCAAGCGAGGGAAGGUGAGCUGAAAGUUAAACACCUGCGCUCAUUAUGGGGCAAGUAAUUAGUCAUUAAUCUUGGUGUCAUGAGCAGAAACCACAGUGGAGCAGAGGGGGCACGAGGAGCAGGUGGAAUAGCAGGUACUGGCUCUCCUGACUUGUUUGUUCAGCAAUUUUCAGCCGUUUCCCAUAUAAUUAUCGUGUGUGUGUAUAUAGAUAUUUAGAGAGCGACUAUAGGGCCGGAUCCUCAGCAAACGUGAGCACCUGGGGCAGUGGGGGCUUCCUGGCUCGGGGGUGCCGGGAUGGUGGGACAUGGCCUGGAGCAGGAUGACCUGCCCCUCAGUGCCCAUGGGAUCACCAGGGCAGGGUGCAUUCGGGGCUGGAAAACUUCUUUUCAACCAUGUAGAGCCUCAGGGCUGGUGGUUUAUUCCUUUACGAUGGAGAGGGCACAUGCUGAGGGCAGGCUGGAUCCGAGCUGGUGCCUCUGAGCCUUUGCUUUGCCUUCGUCCAGGGUUUUUAGGAGGAGUGAGACGCUGAGGCUGUCUCUUCUUCUUCUUCAUCCUCGGUGUUAUUUGGGGAUAGGUGGGAGCUGUCAGUCCAAGGGGAUCUCAUCUGCUUUCCCCACCUCCAUCUGGAUUCCUUGUGUUUUCCCCCCAUUGCUGACAACCCCUGGGGAUGGGCGCCCUGUUCCUCUGCCACAUCAGGGGAGGGGGAUGCAAACCUCUUCCGAGGCCAUGGUCAAGCAAAGCCUCCCUUUGGGGAGGAUAUGGGAUGGGGUUUAGCAGCCUGUUGAGUUGGGGUGAAUUUGGGCUGGACUGGGACACAGUCAGUGCUGUACUGCUGUGGUGAAGUGUGGGCACAAGGAGGGAACCCCAUUGCAGAGCAUGCGAGGGAGGGCAGUCAGAGCCUUCCUGAGCUCAGAGAGGAAAACCAUACUAAUAACAAUAAAACAAACGGUGCUAGCGUAUUCUACAGCAAUGGUUCAAAAUGCUGCUUUAGGGACAGAUCCACCUCUCGUGCUGAUGUGACUCCCCUUGGCCAGGUGGAAUCACUCCUCAUUUGUAUUUUAUUGAUUGAUUAAUUCAGGCCUGGCUAUAAUUAACACCAAGUGUCCAUGGUUAAUGCACGAGAGUCUUGGCUUCUGCUUGGUGCAGAGGACCAGCAGCAUCCAUGCGUUGGGUCUCCAAGGUGCUCAGCACCAUGGGACCCCAGACUGUCUUUAAUUACACCUUGCUAUAUUAGGAGCCCUCUCCUCCUUCUCUGCUGCUGCAGCUCUGAAACGGGAGCCCCAGAAUCCCAUUAACAUCUUAAAACAUGCGCAAAAAGAAGCAACGCAACUGAAAGCAAUAACUCUCUGCUUCUGAAGCUCAUCCCAUUGAACGGGAUGGGGCUGGCAUGAGCCACCAACUCGGGCGUGAUUCCCGGGGCGGCCGGCCAGCUUCCAUUGAUCCGGCUUGUGGUGGGUCCGUGGGGACGUGAGCUUGCAUGGGGAGGCUGCCUGAGGCACUGGGAUUCUGCCUGCCCACCCAUGGGUGCCCCUAGCACUGGGUGACCCCAUCCCUGGCGUGUGGGAAGGCACCGAGGCCGAGGGGAGGCUGCUGCAGGGUUUUUUGGGAUGAUGCCGGCACUCAACGAGACUUUGCAAAGUGCCUGGUUGGUUAAUGCCUGUGGGCUUCAGAUGAUUUGGGGGGAGCAUUUUGCCAAAGUACUGGGUACAUCUUGGGAGCGUGAACGCCACUGUGGUUCAAUGAGGAGGAAGAUCAUGGGGGUUUGGGAGAGGUGUUGGUUUUGGCACAGUGUCCCUGCAGGCUUUCUGAGGCCAGGCAAGGGGGGAGAACGGGUCCACGAGCAGGAUCAGGCACAUCCGAACCCACUCACCAAGCUGGGGGUCCUGGCUGCCUUGGGAAGCCUCAGAGCUGCAUCACGGGGGUGAACAGGGCCAGAGAGUAAGAGCUCACGUUCCUCCUGUUGCCUCCAAUGUGAGCUGGCACCUGUCCCCAUGGCAGGGGCCAGCACGGCCAGUCCCUUCCUUAGGACAGAUCCUGCACCUCUUGCAUUGACCCAGGCAGAUGUUCCUGGGGAAAAUGAGCUGUGGGGGGAGAGCAUGGGCUGCCCUUGGCACCAUGUUUGGUAAACAGGGAAAACACCCAGAUAAGUGCUUGGAUGCUUGUUUCAGGGCAAAAAAUGUCCGUGGGGGCUGUGGCUGGAAGCGCUCCAUCAGGCUGCAUACCGCAGAAGGGUCCAGGUUUCUCCCCCGCACAGAGAAAUGGUUCCCCUAUAGCUUUUAAUGGGAUUUGUGCCUGCAGGUCGGAGCUCUAGUGCUAUUUCUAGCUUUGCUUCUGACUCACUGAUGUGAUCUUGAACCAGUUUUUCAGGAGGAGACUGUGAUUCUUUUUUUUCUUUUUUUUUCUCUUUUUCUUGAGGAAUGUAGUUUGAGAGACUCUGGGCCUGUUUCUGCAGAGAUGCUGAACAUCCAUAACUCCCCUUGACUCUGAAAGGGUGCAAAAAUGAGCUGCAAAGUGGCUCAGACUGAGGAUGCUAAAUUAGGGACUGAGGAAGGGGAGGAUCCCACCAUCUAUGUUAGAUUCCAACCGGCCACCUAACGUAGGUGGUCUGGUUCCUCUCCUCCUCCUCCUGCGGAGAUGUUUGCCUCUCUCCAGGGGUGGGAUGGGGCACUGAAGCUCUCCGGUCUGUGGACGUGCUCCUGGGUUGGCACCCAGAGGAGACAGCAGCUGUAUUUUACUUUUAACCUUCGCGCCAUGGUUUUGGAGAGACGGAAAGUGGUGAUUUCAGUGCAGGUUGUCGUCUAACACCCAACCACAUGCCCAAGCCUGCAAGCAACCCAUCAGUCCUUCCCAAAUCACUGCUAAGGGCAGUGGGGUGAGGCUCAUAUACUGGCUGGAUACCACCGAGUGAUUAGGGCUGCUAGGAAAAAAUUAUCUGUAUGGGGCCAUGUGUUUUAUUGGGAAAACUAAUCUCUGCGGCAAUGUUUUGUGUCAAAGUCCUACAGAUUUGAAUACUGAGCUAUAUGAACAAAAGGAUCUCUAGAUCGGCGUUAUGAGAGUGUAGCACGUGGGUGUAUAAAUAUGGGCAUAUUUGUGCAUAAAUACACAGAAGGAGAGAAAAAGACAGAGAAGGAGGAGGUAUUUCAGGAAGGGCCUUGCUUUGUUAUCAGAUAAUUCCUGGGUCAGCCCUUGAAAUUGCGGCCAAAGUUUUGUAGCUUUUCCAGAGCUUGCAGCACAGCUAGAGCCGGGCCCAAGCGCAGAAGGAGAUCUGGAUCUGGCCUUGGCAGUGGGAGCGCCCCGAGGGGCUGGUGGCAUUUGGCUCCACGCAUCCCUCUGCAAACUGGCAGCUUCGCAGCAUCUCUGCUCUCGAUCCCAAAUCCUUGGUUUAGGCCCGUCAUGACCGUUUCUGUGACUGUGCAGGGAAAACCAAGCAGAAGUUGAAGGGAUUUGUUUGCGAUGCAAGCCCUGUGCUCCACUGAGUGGGGAGGAUUUCAUGGUGGGUUGGUUUUUCUUUGUAAUGGCUGGAUUUUAAGUCCCUUGAACCAUGUUGGCUUCUAGGGUGGCGGUGAGAAGCAUCUCCCACUUUUGGAGCUGGGGUGGGUUUAUCUUGAAGUCUACAUCCAUGGGGGUGUCCCAGGGGUUUCUUCUGUCAGUGGGAGCUGGUCAGCGUAGGGUUAAAGGGGCUGGAGGGUGAGGAAAGGAGUCAACCCCAAACCAUUUCAUUUUGCGCACAAAAAAUAACUGUGGCUCCCUCCUCACACCCCUGGCAGCAUUUGACCUCCUCUGCAUCCAGCGCAUCCCCCGGUCCCUCCUGUUGGGGACCAGCUGCUUUCCCCCACCAGGAGCCCCAGGGAAGGAGAUGGUCCCCCCCUGCACCAGCCACUGUCCUGCCUCUGGCCAAAGCAAUGCCCUCCCCCAGCCCCCGUGUGUGAACCUCAGUCUCCCCGUGGCCUUGGUCUUCCCAUGAUGUUACUGCAUCUGGCUGCCCAGAUUUCAUCCCCCCUUCUCAGAAAUGGCUGCUCCGGUCCUGCCACAUCCCAUCGCGAGGGAGAGGGACCAGCCUCCAGUGGUGCAAAUCAGCCCCGAGAGCACAGCACUGAUUUACACCUGGGGAAAAGAUCCCCCAGCCCUAUUGUAUGUGAUGAGAGAGAAAUUCUUUAUCCAUGUGUUUCCUCGGGGGUGGGGGGAAUGGUUUGGCUUGUAGGAGCUGCUGGACAUCAUGUAACCACACCAGAACCAGCCCUGCCUGGCUGUCCUGAGCUCGGGGUUGGUCUUUUGGGGUUUGCUUUAUUUUUUUUUUUAAUAUUUUUAUUUUUUUAAUUCUUCUGCUGCCUAUAAGACUGUAAUUAUCCAUUUGCACUUGCUCCCUCAUUGCUUGAGACUGCACUCUUGUCCUCCAAUGUCAUACGCCGAAGCACAAGGGGAAAAAAUGGGUAUUGGAUCAACCCUGCGUGCGGUGCCUAAUUUGAGUGAAUCAAUAGGAAAAGGAAAUCCAAGAAGGACUCAUCCUAAGGAUGCUGGAGCUGAACCUUUUGUUUCCAUGGUUACGGGAGAAAUGGGACCAGAAAUGGAGAGAGGCCUAUAGACUGUUAAAGGAGGACUCGUGGGAAUUUCAAGUCAUUUAACCAUGCGUUUGCUAGACAAAAAUUUAGACACCAGCUGUAUCCGAAUUGCACAGUGUGUAUAGACGUUACUGCUCUUAUUGACGACGCGGGGGUGUCCUGGGGGUCGGGUGGAUCUACGGGCUGAGGGGCACCUGAGUCAAUAAGGCUGACCGUUGUAUAUAGGUAUACAGAUCUGUGUACAUACGUAUUCCAAAUGAGCAUUUGCUGUCUGGUUUAUCAUGAGUGUAUAUAAUUUAUUCUUCAGAGUAUCACAAUUUUUGUAAAUAUCGGCACUAAUUAAGAGAAAAUAAAUAUGUAUAUUAUUGAGGA
Messenger RNA from Athene cunicularia (burrowing owl), 7708 nucleotides. RefSeq names its product potassium voltage-gated channel subfamily A member 2 (gene KCNA2). NCBI's taxonomy places the organism in Eukaryota, Metazoa, Chordata, Aves, Strigiformes, Strigidae. Gene Ontology annotation, cellular component: voltage-gated potassium channel complex; membrane; axon terminus. The record is from RefSeq and is a predicted model, not a curated record. Gene Ontology annotation, molecular function: protein binding; delayed rectifier potassium channel activity. Gene Ontology annotation, biological process: potassium ion transmembrane transport; protein homooligomerization. The transcript has a single exon. The coding region runs from base 151 to 1650 and encodes 499 amino acids.